This is a messenger RNA of Anopheles nili, 2659 nucleotides long. It is a transcript of the gene ari-2, whose product is annotated as potential E3 ubiquitin-protein ligase ariadne-2. Gene Ontology annotation, cellular component: ubiquitin ligase complex; cytoplasm. NCBI's taxonomy places the organism in Eukaryota, Metazoa, Arthropoda, Insecta, Diptera, Culicidae. The record is from RefSeq and is a predicted model, not a curated record. The transcript has 5 exons. Gene Ontology annotation, molecular function: zinc ion binding; ubiquitin conjugating enzyme binding; ubiquitin protein ligase activity. The coding region runs from base 1 to 1659 and encodes 552 amino acids. Gene Ontology annotation, biological process: positive regulation of proteasomal ubiquitin-dependent protein catabolic process; ubiquitin-dependent protein catabolic process; protein polyubiquitination.
AUGGCGGACCAGGAAUCGGACAUGGAGUACUCGUCCGACAACGACUACGAGUUCGAGGAUUACUACAACUCAGGCGACGAUUGUGACAUCGAACAGAUCGAUCCGAAGCGUACAGAUCCGGAAUACUUCGUGUACGAGUGUCUAAACGUUGAAGAAGUCGAGAAACUGCUGAACGAGUCGGUGGAGAAGCUAAGCACGCAGCUACAAAUUACGCCAUCCCUCGCGAAGGUGCUGCUACAUGAAACCCGCUGGAACACGAUCGAAGUGAUCGAACGGUACCGGAAUAAUGCCUCCAAUCUGCUGGUGAGCGCUCGCAUUAAGGCGGCAGCACCUGCUCCAUCGAUACCGACAUCGGCCAUCGCCACCAACCAGGCUGCUGUUCCGUCCACAUCCUCGGGAGCGUCCUGUUCGUUUGUGGCUUCCGUCGUCCCUAGUUCCUCGGUAGGCCCACUUCCAGGACCCAGCACUAGCUCCAGUAUCAACAGUAGUAGUAGUAGUAGUAGUAGUAGUAGUAGCGUUAAAUCCCAUCACGUCGUUAGUGCACAUCACGUGCCGGUUGGAGGGACGUCCUGCUGUUAUCGUACCCAGCUUUGUCCGGUGUGUGUGACCGUACAGUCGACCGACAAGUUCCACAGCCUGUCCUGUCAGCAUUCGUUCUGUCGGGAUUGCUGGGCGAUGCACUUUGAGAUUCAGAUCGGGCAGGGCAUCUCGACGCAGAUUGAGUGCAUGGAGCAGCGGUGUGAUGUGCGCGUGCCGGAGGAUCUCGUCCUGACGCUGCUUAACCGGCCGAUGUUGCGCGAUAAGUACCAGCAGUUCACGUUCGCUGACUACGUUAAAUCACAUCCGGAGCUGCGUUUCUGUCCCGGUCCCAACUGUCAGACGAUCAUCCGCAGCCAGAACAUCAGCCCGAAGAAGGCCGUCUGCCGGUCGUGCAAAAGCGCAUUUUGCUUCCGAUGUGGAACCGAUUACCACGCACCAACCGACUGCCAGAUCAUCCGCAAGUGGCUGACCAAGUGUGCGGAUGACAGCGAAACGGCCAACUACAUCAGCGCGCACACGAAGGACUGCCCGAAGUGUCACAUUUGCAUCGAGAAGAACGGGGGAUGCAAUCACAUGCAGUGCUUUAACUGCAAGCAUGAUUUCUGUUGGAUGUGUCUCGGCGAUUGGAAGGCGCACGGUUCGGAAUACUACGAGUGUUCGCGGUACAAGGAAAAUCCCAACAUCGCUCACGAGUCGGUGCACGCGCAGGCGCGGGAAGCGUUGAAGAAGUAUCUGCACUACUACGAACGGUGGGAAAAUCACUCAAAAUCGCUCCAGCUUGAGCAGCAAACGCUCGAUCGGUUGAAGACACGCAUUAACGAGAAGGUAAUGAAGGGACUCGGCACCUGGAUCGAUUGGCAGCAUCUGUUUGAUGCCGCGACCCUGCUGGCCAAGUGCCGGUACACGCUGCAGUACACCUACCCGUACGCGUACUACAUGGAAUCGCGGAAGGAACUGUUCGAGUACCAGCAGGCCCAGCUGGAAGCGGAAAUUGAGAACCUGUCGUGGAAGGUGGAACGCGCUGAGACAACCGAUCGGGGUGAGCUCGAGAACCAGAUGGACAUUGCCGAAAAGCGACGCACGACAUUGCUGAAGGAUUUCUUCCCGACGGAGGUGUAAACAAGAGAAAGCGAGGGUUUAGGUGCGCAGGGCGCGAAAUGACUACUAGCCGUUACGAGCCGUUGUACAGCGUGUAAGGGAGAGUAGGUUUAGGGAUUCGGAACUCCUUCCGCGAUGUGGAGAGAGGGAGCAAGAGAGAGAGAGAGAGAGAGAGAGAGAGAGAGGGAGAGAAGGUGCCCGUAAAGAAGCUACUAGAAAAAUAGGAAAACGAAAUAACACUAAACAACAAAAAAAGACACUCGAGAUCUUCAGCAGCCUCAGCGAGCGAGUGAGCACGCAACUACGAGCAGCAUCCAUUAGUGAAUAGGCUAAGCUAGGCUUAAGGAACGAAGCCAGGAGACUACGAAGGAGCUACGUAUGCUCCAAAACCGCCGAUCCUUACGGGAGAGCAUGGGACGCGUGUCGAUUGUGAAUCGUGGAUUGUGCGCGUGUGUGCGAUGAGUGCAAACGUGACAAAAGGAUUUGAUUGCGUAAUAGAGCUUUGCAAACUAAAACAGCCAAUCACACUAACAGCACACCACUGCCCGUGCAAUCAGUAACGAUGGUAAUUUCCCUGAUGGCCGUGCUUGGGAAGACUCAGCUACACAGCUAGGUGCUGCAGGAUAAUGCGCUUAGCAGGAACGGCAAACGGCACACGCAUAUACACACGUUUACGCGAGCUGCAUAUAGUCGCGAUCUGUUGCUGUCGUCGUAUCGAUGUCCUGCCGACCCCGUAUCAGUAUCGUUGUAGAUAGAUGAUGAUUAUAAACAAGGACACACCCGCGCGCAUACACACAUACAUAACACACCACUAGCCUAUAUGAUAAUUGGUGCGAACGCGUGUGAUCCUCCCAUACACGCCGCUCAGCUGGUGAGAGCAGGAUGCUGUAUGUGUGCAGGAGCGUGCGUUGGGUGUGAUGAGACGUACGGGAGAUAAGGAGACGUUUAAAGUGCAGUUGGAAAACCUCUCACAGCAAUACGAACGAAAAUAUACGAUGUCGUAACAUGGCAAUCCUCGCUA